AUGUCACCCCCUUCAGUUUCCCCAGAGCAAACCCUCUCGGCUGUCAACAAUGAUUCCCCCAAUACCUCGCUGCCUGGCAACUUCACCGCCACCGCCCCCCACUACAGAUCUUCGGAGCCUCCAAGUUCAAGCUCCCGCAGCUGUAUGACAUGUCGCCGCAGGAAGGUCCGAUGUAAUAAAAGAGCUCCAUGCUCCAAUUGUACCAGGACUGGAACCGAUUGCGUCUUUCCUCCUCCUGGUCGUGCCCCGCGGAAAUCAAAAUCGUCACCUGAUACAGAACUUCUUUCGCGAUUGCGCCGUUUGGAGGGUGUGAUUGACCACCUCAGAAAGGGUGCCGGUGUGGAAAUUCCAACGACUACAUCGACUAAGGCGCCGUCUCCUAAAAUUGGGUCUUCACGAGCUCAAGGCGAAACUGUUGCGCCCGCAUCUAUCCCGACUGAGCUGCAGCCCCAAGAGAGUUGCCCUUUUGAACAGUCAGACCCCAAAAAGCAUGCUCCCGAUAAGUUCGAAAAUGAGUUUGGGCGGUUGGUCAUUGAUGAAGGCCGGAGUCGAUACGUGAGCAAUCGGCUUUGGUCUAGUCUUGGAGACGAGAUCGAGGAGCUACAGGAUAUCCUUGAUCUUUCAUCGUCUGACGAAGAUGAUGCAGCUUCGCCAGAGUCUGCCCAUUCAGGCCCGCAAGACGGGUUCCUUUUUGGGUUUUACUCCAUUUCACACUCUCUCCAAGAGUUUCAUCCCGCAGAGUCUAAGAUCUCAAUACUCUGGGAAGCAUAUCGCGAAAAUGUUGCUCCUUUGAUCACCGUUGUACACCGACCUACUGCCCAAGAGCUAUUUACUCAGGCAGCACGGCAACCAGAUGCUCUGGACAAAAAUUCGGAAGCCCUGGUGUUUGCCAUGUAUUUUUGCAGCGUGAUCAGCAUGAACCCAGAUGAAUGCAUGUUCCGUUUAGGCGAAGACCGUGCCACUCUUGUCAAGCGAUAUCGAUUUGCUACAGAGCAAGCAUUGGCGAAAGCUGGGUUCUUGAACACACAAAGUUUAGUCCUUCUACAAGCCGCCGUUUUAUUUUUGGUCUGCGUGCGACGAGAAGAUGACAGCAAGUUUGUGUGGUCUAUGACCUCGAUUGUCUUACGCCUUGCUCAGAGCUUAGGUUUGCACCGGGACGGUACAAACUUUGGCCUGAAACCCUUCGAAACUGAGAUGCGGCGCCGGGUAUGGUGGCAUAUCUCGCUGUUGGAUGUCCGUUCGUCCGAAGACCAUGGCACAGAUCCACUCAUUGAUGAGAGGAUGUAUGAUACGCGGCUGCCGUUAAAUAUCAACGAUGUCGACCUAACACCCGAUAUGGAGGAGCCCCCAAAAGAGCAAGAGGGCUGCACAGAUGCCACUUUCUGUCUUAUCCGUUGUGAGAUCACGAGUGCCUUGCGGCGGGCAAACUACGUGUGCCCUGGGGCCCAGUUUCGUUCACCUAAUGACUUACCGCCGGUGGAAUACGCUGAGCGGAUGAUUGAAAUAAUUAGUGAUCGAUGCGAACAGCGGUACAUUAGACACUGCAAUAUGAGCAUCCCCAUUCAGUGGUGUUCCGCCACCAUUGGGCGAUUGAUCCUUGCUAAGUUAUGGUUGAUCGUGCAUCAUCCAAUGACCCGCAAAGACCGCGGAAGUGUGACACAAGAAACUAGAGAGAGUUUGUUCAUAACUGCAAUUGAAGUCCUCGAGUUUGUCCAUUUGAUCGAGGUCGAUCCCAAGACCGCCCAUUGGGGGUGGAUGUUUCGAACUAACAUGCAAUGGCACGGAGUUGCAUUUGUUUUAUCCGAAAUAUGCGUUCGCCCAAUGAGCGCUGUCACCGAUAGAGCUUGGAACGCCGUCAAUUCAAUCUACACUGCAUUUGCUGCUCAUGAUACACAUAAAAGAGGGAUGUUGUGGCGACCCCUCGCUGCUCUGAUGAGAAGAGCCACUGCAAUUCGGUCCAAGCAACAGCAGGAAUCUCUUUCCAAAGUUGGGCCAUUGCCCCCUUCCCCAGAUCCCAUCAACACGUUACUUGCCAAUAAUAACUACACCCUUCCCCGGAUCCAUAUGUCUAUGGGGAUCCCGAGCCCACAUUCGACAAAUGAACCAACCUCAAAUGCACCGGUCACAUUUAACGGAGACUUCGAUAUCAACCUCAGCAAUGGGCCUUUGAGUGCUCUCCAGGAACUAUUCCCAGGUACAAAUUUCCUUGCACCAACUAACAAUCUUUUCGAUGCUCCACCAACCCAGAAUAGUGUCUUGGCGCCGGAGCUCUCCUCUGGCCCGUCCUACAAUACUCCUACGAGCAAUCCUUUUGUGAACCAGCUACCCCUUCCUGAAUUCACACAACUCAGCUGGGAGGAAUGGGACCGAGUGAUGCGCGAUUUCCAAUCGGAUGUUGCUAAGGACAGUUCUCAGCCGGCCAAUGGAAGCAAUGUCACUGGAUGGUUUGCCUAA
Molecule: messenger RNA, 2454 nt
Organism: Penicillium paradoxum
Lineage: Eukaryota; Fungi; Ascomycota; Eurotiomycetes; Eurotiales; Aspergillaceae
Product: putative C6 transcription factor
Exons: 2
Coding region: 1-2454 (817 amino acids)
Biological process (GO): DNA-templated transcription; regulation of DNA-templated transcription
Molecular function (GO): DNA-binding transcription factor activity, RNA polymerase II-specific; zinc ion binding; DNA binding
Source: RefSeq, a predicted model, not a curated record